UGGGGGCCGGCGGGCAGUAGUAGAUCUGCGCCUUGGACGGGCAGGGUGGACUGGUAGAGAGUGGGCGGCGCUGCCCCGCUCCCUUCGCCGUCCCCUGGCUCUCGGGCCAUGGCUCCUGCGCCUCCGCUGGCGGGAGCGUCUCGGGCGAGCCGUCGGUGCGAGGCUGCCUAGGAUGAACGCUCUGGAGGGGCAGCAGCCCCCCAGCGCCCACGACCUGCUGGACGUGGCCGCCGUCUACUGCGACAACCUGAGCCUCUUCCCGCCCCCUCAGAGACCCCCGGGGACCCACCCCGCCGGCUACAGCCUGGGGGAAGCGGGAGGCGGCAGCCCGUACCUGUGGCUCAACGGCUCGGCCGUGCCGUCCAGCCCUUACCUGGCCGCCGGGCCCAAUGGAGCCGCCGCCGCCGCCUCCUUCCUGCCCUCGGCCUACGGCGCAGCCGGCGCCCGGCAGCUGCUGGGCGCGCCGUCGGCGGGGCCCGAGCUCGGCUGGCUGUCUCUGGCCGGCCAGCAGGACUUCUUCAAGCUGGUGCGCCCGCCCUACUCCUACUCGGCGCUCAUCGCCAUGGCCAUCCAGAGCGCGCCCGACAAGAAGCUCACCUUGAGCCAGAUCUACCAGUACGUGGCCGGCAACUUCCCCUUCUACAAGAGGAGCAAAGCCGGCUGGCAGAACUCCAUCCGGCACAACCUCUCGCUCAACGACUGCUUCAAGAAGGUGCCCAGGAACGAGGACGACCCAGGUAAAGGCAAUUAUUGGACCCUGGAUCCUAACUGUGAGAAGAUGUUUGAUAAUGGCAACUUCAGGCGGAAGAGGAAAAGGCGAUCUGACCUAGCAAAUGGGCCUGGAGUCCCUAACAAAGUGGAAGACAAAAGCAAGAGCUGUCCUGCCCAACAAGCCCCAGACUUGGGCUCUGCUGAACUGCCCUGCUCUCCAAGUCCUAUGAACCACUGCAAAUCCUCCAGCCUGAAUUCCAGCCGUUGUUUGUCUACGUUCGUCUCCACCAUGAAUGCUGUGGCCCAUGGCAGAAGCGGCUUCCCCAGGCAGCUUUCCGGGGGGUUGGGGGGCGAACUCGCAUCUGACAGGCAGAAUGGGCCUGGGUUGAGCUCUUGCUCCGCCUCCAACAGCAACCCAGUUUCAGGAUUCGAACUCAGUCCUCAGUCCCACUCCAAGAUGAAUUACUAUGCGAGUGCAGGUGGACAGUCAAACUGGUUCGGCACCCCUGUCCUGGGCACCUUCAGUGUGAACAAUCUGAUUUAUAGCAGAGAAGGGACAGAAGUUUAGAAUGAUGGUCAAAUAGCCUUCAUUUGAAGUAAACACCAUAAGCAGCCUUUGGGGGGGGGGGGCUAGUCAGAUAGUCUUCAGAAUUUUCAGCCCUGGAGCCCACAUUUAGCCCCAAGAUACAACCUGAGGCCUACUUUUAAACUGUAUUAAUUCUGUCAUUUCUUCCCUCUCCCUCUCAUUUUUUCCUUGCCUCUCUUCCCUUCUGUAUCUCUCUCUUUAAAACACAAACAACAAAACAGAAAGAAAUGUGGGUGGUACUGCUUCUACAGCUCAAUUUAGACCAGAGAUCAACAACUCAGUUGUGCAUUGUGAUGCAACCAAGUGGCACUAGUAAGAGUGACUCCUUAGUUGAGGCUAAAUGGGGUGCAAGAAGAUCGACUCACAAGAUACAAUUCACUGUACUUUGCACAUGCCACAUUGGCUUCAAUCAGCUUACACAGGAAAACUUCCUAGUGGAUUGAUUCUGCCACCUGUCAGUUAGAAGCAGGAGUUGCCAUUUGUUUGUGGGUUUUCCCACCUCCUGUACCAAAUUGGGACAGUGUGUUUCUGUGCAGCUUUACAAAUUAAACAACCAAAUGCUGAUAAAAUGUACUUCUAACCAGGUGGUACAAACCAGAAUACACCCUCCACCCCACUUUUUUUACAAUGUAAUCCUUAGCAUGUUUGCUUGAAAGCAAGUCCCAUUGGCUUCACUUGCUUUCAAGGAACUGUGCUAAGAUCCAUGGUUUUCAGUUAAGGAUCCUUCUCUACUCUCGUGUAGUAGCUUUGUUUACAAUCUUGAUACUAUGCAUUGUGGCCUUAGAUCCUUGAUUCUAACAAAUGCACUAAUCCACAGCAUAGGGCUAUUUUGGAAUGUGUAUAUAAUAGCUGUGUUUGGUAGAAUUAAAUCAGUUUUAACUGUAUUUUGAAAAACAUCAGACUUCCUUUAGAGUUUUCUAAUUAAGUGUACACUGCUGCCAUGUUACUGAUCUAUGCAAUGAACAAAAUAAAAUGCUGCCUCUUAAAUUGCCUCACAUCCUAA
Podarcis muralis (Common wall lizard) is the source of this 2300-nucleotide messenger RNA. It is a transcript of the gene FOXI2, whose product is annotated as forkhead box I2. Lineage: Eukaryota; Metazoa; Chordata; Lepidosauria; Squamata; Lacertidae. Gene Ontology annotation, biological process: anatomical structure morphogenesis; regulation of transcription by RNA polymerase II; cell differentiation. The record is from RefSeq and is a predicted model, not a curated record. Gene Ontology annotation, molecular function: DNA-binding transcription factor activity, RNA polymerase II-specific; RNA polymerase II cis-regulatory region sequence-specific DNA binding.